CGGCACGGGCCCCUCUGGAGCAGAACGGCCUUGGUGAGGUGGACAGGAGGGGACCUCGCGAGCAGAGGCGCGCCCGCGACAGCAGUCCCGCCCGGGCCUCUCGGGAGCCGUGGUGCAGAGGCUGCGGAGCCCCAGGAGGACCUGCCUCCGCUUUCACAGUCCUCCAGAUUUUUUCCAAGAGCAGCAGAAAAUGAAUAAAUCCCUGGGGCCAGUGUCAUUCAAGGAUGUGGCUGUGGACUUCACCCAGGAGGAGUGGCAGCAGCUGGACCCUGAGCAGAAGAUAACUUACAGGGAUGUGAUGCUGGAGAACUACAGCAAUCUAGUUUCCGUGGGGUAUCACAUUAUCAAACCGGAUGUUAUCAGCAAGUUGGAGCAAGGAGAAGAGCCAUGGAUAGUAGAAGGAGAAUUCCUACUUCAGAGCUAUCCAGAUGAAGUCUGGCAAACUGAUGACCUGAUAGAGAGAAUCCAGGAAGGCGAAAAUAAACCUUCAAGGCAAACUGUGUUCAUUGAGACCCUGAUUGAAGACAGAGGUAAUGUUCCUGGUAAAACUUUUGAUGUAGAAACGAACCCUGUUCCUUCAGGAAAAACAGCCUAUAGAAAUAGCCUCUGUGACUCAUGUGAAAAGUGUUUAGCGUCUGUUUCAGAAUAUAUUAGUAGUGAUGGAAGCUAUGCAAGAAUGAAAGCUGAUGAAUGUAGUGGAUGUGGGAAAUCGCUCCUCCAUAUUAAGCUUGAGAAAACUCAUCCAGGAGAUAAAGCUUAUGAAUUUAAUCAAAAUGGGAAACCUUAUACUCUAAACGAAGAAAGUCUUUAUCAGAAAAUUCAUAUUUUGGAGAAGCCUUUUGAAUAUACUGAAUGCCAGAAAGCCUUCCAAAAGGACACUGUUUUUGUUAAUCACAUGGAAGAAAAGCCCUAUAAGUGGAAUGGAUCUGAAAUAGCCUUUCUCCAGAUGUCGGACCUCACUGUACAUCAGGCAUCUCAUUUGGAAAUGAAGCCCUAUGAAUGCAGUGAAUGUGGGAAAUCCUUCUGUAAAAAGUCAAAAUUUAUUAUACAUCAGAGGACUCACACAGGAGAGAAACCUUACGAAUGUAAUCAGUGCGGGAAAUCCUUCUGCCAGAAGGGAACCCUUACUGUGCAUCAGAGAACACACACAGGGGAGAAGCCCUAUGAAUGUAAUGAAUGUGGGAAAAACUUUUACCAGAAGUUACACCUCAUUCAGCAUCAGAGAACUCACUCAGGAGAGAAGCCCUAUGAAUGUAGUUAUUGUGGAAAAUCCUUUUGCCAGAAGACACACCUCACACAACAUCAGAGAACACAUUCAGGAGAGAGACCUUAUGUUUGUCAUGACUGUGGGAAGACCUUCUCGCAGAAGUCAGCACUUAAUGACCAUCAGAAAAUUCACACAGGCGUGAAACUCUACAAGUGUAGUGAAUGUGGGAAAUGCUUCUGCCGCAAGUCUACUCUCACGACCCACCUGAGGACCCACACAGGAGAGAAACCCUAUGAAUGUAAUGAGUGUGGAAAAUUCUUCUCUCGGUUGUCAUAUCUCACUGUACAUUAUAGAACUCAUUCAGGAGAGAAACCCUAUGAAUGUAAUGAAUGUGGAAAAACUUUCUACCUGAAUUCAGCCCUCAUGAGACAUCAGAGAGUGCACACAGGAGAGAAACCUUACGAAUGUAACGAAUGUGGAAAGUUAUUCUCCCAGUUGUCAUACCUCACUAUACAUCAUAGAACUCAUUCAGGAGUAAAACCCUAUGAAUGUAGUGAAUGUGGGAAAACCUUCUACCAGAACUCAGCCCUUUGUAGACAUCGGAGAAUACACAAAGGAGAGAAGCCCUAUGAAUGUUAUAUAUGUGGAAAAUUCUUCUCUCAGAUGUCAUACCUCACUAUACAUCAUAGAAUUCAUUCAGGAGAGAAGCCCUAUGAAUGUAGUGAAUGUGGGAAAACCUUCUGCCAGAAUUCAGCCCUUAAUCGACAUCAGAGAACACACACAGGAGAGAAAGCCUAUGAAUGUUAUGAAUGUGGGAAGUGCUUCUCUCAGAUGUCCUAUCUCACUAUACAUCAUCGAAUUCAUUCAGGAGAGAAACCCUUUGAAUGUAAUGAGUGUGGAAAAGCCUUCUCUCGGAUGUCAUACCUCACUGUACACUACAGAACUCAUUCAGGAGAGAAACCCUAUGAGUGUACUGAAUGUGGAAAAAAAUUCUACCACAAAUCAGCAUUCAACAGCCAUCAGAGAAUUCACAGGAGAGGGAAUAUGAACGUAAUAGAUGUGGGAAGGCUUCUCUGAAGUCAGACCUCACUUUAUAACAGAGAACCCUUUCAAAAUAGUGAAUCAGAAACUCCUGCCUAAAGUCAAACACCUUGUACAUCAGAGAGCUCACACAGGUUACUGUGGACAUCCCCUUGUGUGUUGGACUCAUAAUCUGAAGACUCACAGAAUGGAAACCAUGAUUAUAACAAGACCACAUGGUAUAACAAUACUAGACUACAGACAAGUGAAAAUUUAUAAAUAUUAAGAAUGUAUAUACACGUUGCCAUGGAUUGGAACUGUUUUGCAUAUCAGGGAAUUCAUAGCCAAGGGGAAAUCUACCAAUAUAAGAAAUGUGGAAGACAGAAACCUUUGGAAACUGUUAAUACUAAAAGACGUGUUUCUGAUCCAAUAGCAAAUUGGAAAAGUAAAAAAAGAAGAUUCCUGCUGUGAAUAAACAUACUCCUUGUGUAAAUAGAAGCUGUAACGUCAUCAGGAUAGCUAGUUAAGUCGGUAACCUUAAACUCAUCUAAGCAGUUCCCAAAGAACAUAGGACUUAUGUUUGGGGUAGAGGGUUGUUUGUUUUUAUUACAUUACCUUACAGGAAUUGUAUGUUCACUUUGAAUCAUGUUUGAAAAAACAGUGUAUCCUUAUUAAUUUUGUAAUUAAUAUGGUCAGAGUAUUCUAAACAGCACUAGGUUAAUAUUUCAUAGGUAUAAAGUAUACUUUUUCUUGCACUCUUCUCUAGGAUGUAAUGCAUUUGAUCAUUCUUAAUGAACAAUACCAGCCCUAAAGGACCAAUGCUUUUUUAAUGUUUUCAACUGUACCUGAGUCAGCCAGAGAGAUAAAUAUCCGUGUAUAAAAAUAGAUAGAAACCUUUGUUUAGGUAAUUUAAAAUUGUUGGCUGGGCACAUUGGCUCAAGCCUGUAAUCCCAGCACUUUGGGAGGCCGAGACGGGCAGAUCACUAAGUCAGGAGAUCGAGACCAUCCUGGCUAACACGGUGAAACCCCAUCUCUA
Messenger RNA from Piliocolobus tephrosceles (Ugandan red Colobus), 3263 nucleotides. RefSeq names its product zinc finger protein 12 (gene ZNF12). The transcript has 5 exons. NCBI's taxonomy places the organism in Eukaryota, Metazoa, Chordata, Mammalia, Primates, Cercopithecidae. The record is from RefSeq and is a predicted model, not a curated record. Gene Ontology annotation, molecular function: RNA polymerase II cis-regulatory region sequence-specific DNA binding; DNA-binding transcription factor activity. Bases 191 to 2284 code for a protein of 697 amino acids. Gene Ontology annotation, biological process: regulation of transcription by RNA polymerase II.